GGCGAGGCGUGGCGCGCGCGGCUUGCGAGCUUUUGCCAAUAGGCCCCGGCGGCCCCUCCCCGAGCGAGGGUGAGGCCCGGCGGAUGUUGCCUGCGGCACCUCGCCCGCGGGUUCCGCACGCAAUCGUCGGUGGAGCUGGCGGCGGCGGGCGGCAGCAGCUCGAGUGAGCUGGAGGGCCGUGCGGAGGCUGAGGUGCAGAUGGUGCCGGAUGAGCAGCUCUAUCCGCACAGAGGCUGGAAGGGGGGGCCCCAGAACCUGACCGAAGAGGAGACCCGCGUGGUGCACAGUCGGAUCGCACGGUGCUAUGACCCCAGGAUAGACGGAGAUUAUUCGAAAGUCUCAUACAAGGCGGAGCUUGACGCUUACAUGAAAUUUCAGGUUAAGCCCGGAUUGGACAAGGUCUCGCGUGUCAUUAGUUACGAAAUGCCGCACGUCUGGGGCAAGCACGCUUUGACAGGCUUCAUGGCUCAUCACUGGAUCUCAGCCAUCAUCCCGGAUAUUGAGAAGGCGCCGUCGUCUCAGUGCAUAGAAUUCGACUACAGUUCGGCGCUCAACACAACGCACGACCCGAGCGGUUGCUUCUUCUUUCGACGAUCUUUCGAGCCCACGCAGAAGCUGGUGAAGUGCGUGGAGGGCGCUCUCGAGAGCAGUAGAAGCUGGAAAGGUCGGAGAGCCAUAAUGGGUGCCUGGGGAGAGGUUCUGAACAAGGCAGAAUUCACAUUCUCGGUAUUCCGAAGGUCGUCUGGAAAGUCGACGGGCGUGCCGUCGAGUCUGUCGUCCUUACACGCCAAGUGGAACAGCGAUGGGAACGUUGUCCCAGAGCGCUUCAACGAGACCAAGGGCUGUGGACGCACGUUUUACAGCCCCACCUGUGACACCGGGACAACGCUCAGAGAGUUGCAGCCGUGUGGAGAAGGGGAACGCGAGGAUGAGAAGACCGUGCUGGAGUGCGAGAGCCGCUCGGCUGGCAACGACUCGUCCAUCGCGGAGCUUAUCGUCGACCGGGACGUGGUCCGAGCGGGGCAGCUGUGCAAGACGAACAGCACGCCGCCCCUCUUCGGCCGCGUCGCUCUGGCCGAGGGCGCGGGCUGCCCCGAGGAGGAAAAGGUCGAGGAGGCCAUUCGACUCGGGGCGGUGGCCGUCGUGCUGCAGACCAUGCCCGGGGAGUACUACUACCGGGGCGAGAGGGGCAAGAAGUUCGGGAAGCUGCUGCCGAUCCCAACAUUCGCCGUGAGCUCGAGGAGCAUGAAGGAGGUUGUCAACUUCUUGAAGUCGCUCGAGAAGGAGGAGAACCUGACGGCUGGUGACGCCCACCUUCGAAUCGCCACUUACGCCCCCAUCUUCCAGGAGGGGGCCGACAUUGUGCCGAACUACGCAGAGGAGGUCAAGAUUUGGGCGGACGCUGGCGAGGCCGUCUCCUGGUCAAGCACAUUAGACCGGGCUUACGAGAUAAUCAAGACGGUAUCGAUGGAGAAGAUGGACCACAGUAGCUUGGAGCGCGCGAAGUUUAUGGUAUCUCAGGCAGUGCGCACCUCCAUGACCCAGCCGCUGAAGUCCAAGUUCGACCAGAUCGACGCGGACACGGAGGAGGCACUCAUGCAGUGCUACGGGCUCAGCGAGCCGCCGACCACGGCAACGACGACAACCACAACAACGCAGACAAUGACGUUGGAGACAGUUGAGGAAGAGGUCGAGAUCGAAGAUGAGCUCGCAGAGGAGGUUGACCCGCCCGACGACCAUGAGGCAGACGAGACGGGCGCUGGCUCGUGGGUGCAGCUGGGCGGCGGCGGCGACACGGCCUGCAAGAGCGUGUCGGUCAUGAGCUCGGGGCGCCGGAAGGAAUUCGGCGCCGAGGAGCUGAAGAACCGCGUGGAGUUCCGCCUCGGCGGCGCGUCGCUCGAGCUCAACGAGACCGAGGCGCGGCGGAGGCCAGAGAAGCACGUGUUUGGGACCUGCUCGGGGCCACCCUGGCGUAUGGUUCAGCCCGUUCCCAGUCCUCUUCGAGGGGCACCGCGCUACAGGCGCGCCUGCCUCCCUUGCAGGGGCGCCUUCCCGGCGACGGCAGCCUCGCUCGUUCGUUCGUUGGGGC
Messenger RNA from Prorocentrum cordatum, 2089 nucleotides. Lineage: Eukaryota; Dinophyceae; Prorocentrales; Prorocentraceae. The record is from the annotation of a GenBank genome assembly.